This is a messenger RNA of Tympanuchus pallidicinctus (lesser prairie-chicken), 1543 nucleotides long. RefSeq names its product proline-rich protein 36-like. The coding region runs from base 570 to 1505 and encodes 311 amino acids. The transcript has 3 exons. Lineage: Eukaryota; Metazoa; Chordata; Aves; Galliformes; Phasianidae. The record is from RefSeq and is a predicted model, not a curated record.
ACACGUGUGUUCUGUUUCUCUUCUCUUUUUUCCAUGUUGCCUGGCGGUGCCUCGCUGGAGUUCCCAUGAGCCCCGGUCCCACUUGUGACCAAGUGAGGUGCCAAAAACAGAGGUAUCUCCUAAACAGGCUUGUGCUGAGUGCUGUCCUCGUCUUGGGGAUUGGGGACUCCAGCCCCAGAAGUAGCAGGCAUUUGGGGAUGUCCAAGGUUCCGCAGUGAACGUGUCCUGUUCCUGGUAAAGGUGUGGGCGUUCCUGGACACGAAGGUAUCUAUCUUCAUGCCUUGCCCAUGUGCCCAGUCCCCCACCAGAUGCUGUUUGCCUUUUGGACCCCUGAUUUGCUGCACUGCUGCGCCCUGAUCCUUGCAGAGGGCCACUCAUUGGUCACCGGCAGCGCCGUCCCGCCCUCGCCAGCCUGUGAUUGGUCAGCGGCAGUGCCGUCCCGCCCUCAUGUGUCUCUCAUUGGUGAUCGACAGCACCGUCCCGCUCUAUCAGCGUCUCAUUGGUCAUCGGCAGCGCCGUCCCGCCCCCGCCAGCCUUUCACUGGUAAUCGGUAACGCCGUCCCACCUUCAUGUGCCUCUCAUUGGUCAUCGGCAGCGCUGUCCCGCCCUCGCCAGUCUAUCAUUGGUCAUCGACAGCUCCAUCCCGCCUCCGCCAGCAUCUCAUUGGACAGCAGCAGCCUUUUCCCCGCCUUUUCCCCGCCUUUUCCCCGCCUUUCUCUUCACCUUCCCCCGGCCCCUUUUCCCCUUUCCUUUUCCUUCUUCUCAUGUCCUGUUUUUUCCUUCCAGGUCUCCUUUUUACUCUCCCUUCCCCCCUUUUAUCUCCCUGUUUUUUGCCCAUUUUUCCCCCUCUUCUCCUCUCUCCUUUUCUCCUCCUCAUCUGCUUUUCUUUUUCCUCCCUUUCUCAUUCUUCUUUUCCCCUUUCCCCUCUUGUCUUCCUUUCCCUUUUGCCCCCUUUACUCUCCUCCGCCCCCUUCUUCUUCUUUUUGCCCCCAUCCCCACUUCCCCUUUCACCCCCUUUACCCCUUUUCCUCCCCAUCUCCCUUUUCUCCCCGUCCCCCUUUCUUGUUUUCCUUUUCCUCUUUUUCUCCCCCUUCCUUUCCCCCCCCCCCCGCCUCGGCCCCAUUCCUUUUUCCUUCCCCAUCAUCCCCUUUUCUUCCAAAGCCCAUUCCAUUCGCAGUGCGAUAGCGGCUCCUGCGAGCAGCCGAGCCCCAAGCAGCAGCGCUGCGUCUUGGCUCCCCCAUUGCCCGCUGCUGAGCUCUUCCUGCCCUGGCUCCUCAUUGGCUGAGUGCUGCAGCUUCCCCUUUUUGGCGACGCUUCACCACUCGCACAAACAGCCAGCAGACGCACAUCUUUGCUGCACAAACACACACAGGCCUUCAUUGCUUCAUUGCUUUCUCACCACUGCUCUCUUAACCAACGUGCGGUCGGAACUUGCGGCUCUCAGGUUUUCAGCAUCAACACAGACACAGCCUCUGAAUUGCUUCAUUACCCCCUGCCAUUCGUGACCUUCCCGCUGCUCGUCGUUCUGCUCAUCCGGCCGUCC